CUUUACAGCAAAUCGGAGAUGUAUAUAUCACAACCCUUGCUAUGGCGUGAUAUAUCGCAUCUGAGGCACAAUCAAGGGUCUGGUCUGAUAAACGUGCCGCAUGUGGAGAAUACCGGCCGCUAAAAUCCUCCGAGUCAACGACAAAAGGACUUCAAAUCUUUUCUUUUUUAUAUUUUGCCUCCCUCACUUGUCGCAUACAACAACUUGAUAUCUCUUAGGCUUCUUCUGUCGUUACACUUGCGCUGCUUUCUGCAUUGAGUUGUUACAAUGCCUGUCCCUCGUGUAAAACGUGUGGCGGUCAUCGGCGCCGGACCAGCGGGUGCCAUUGCGGUUGAUGCUUUGGCUCAAGAGAAGACGUUUGAUCUUAUUAGAGUAUUUGAACGCCGUGAAGGACCUGGAGGAUGUUGGAUUGGUGAUACAACUCAACCUCCAACAAUCUCAAACCUGGCAAAGCUCGCAGAUCGUACAGCAGAUGAGCAAUUGCCCAUCCCUGAGAGUUUACCAACAUUUCUUCCCAAGUCCACGCAACCACGCCAUGAAGAAUCAUCUCUUUACCCAUACCUAGAAACAAACGUUGACACAUCCACCAUGGAAUUCACACAAGAGCCCAUCCCCGAAAUCCGUAGUGAGAGAUCAAUCGGGAUGCACGGCCCGCAGACACCCUUUCGACACUGGAAAGUCAUGCGUGACUACAUAGCAGGUAUCUUGCAUCGUAAUCACUACGAAGAUCUUAUCUCGUACAACACCACUGUGGAACAUGUUGAGAAGACCGGUGAUGAGUGGAAGGUUGUGUUGAGGAAGGAUGGAAAGAAGAAUGAUUAUUGGUGGAGUGAGACUUUUGAUGCUGUUGUUGUGGCGAGUGGUCAUUACUGGGUGCCGUAUAUUCCGGCUGUGGAGGGCUUGGAACAGUUUGAGAAGACGAGGCCUGGGAGUGUGGUGCACAGCAAGCACUUCCGAGGGAGAGACUCUUUUCAUGAUAAGAGAGUCGUUGUUGUAGGUGCUUCGGUAUCCGCGGCCGAUAUCGCAGUUGAUCUCGUCGACACAGCCAAAUCACCCAUUCACUGCGUUACCAUCGGCCACACCACAAACGUCUUCUUCGGUGACACAGCCUUUGACCACCCUAAGAUCCAGCAACACCCAUCUAUCGCCAAAGUCGUCAACCGAACAGUGCACUUUAUCGACGGAACCAGCGUUGCAGAUGUAGAUCACAUCAUCUUCGGCACAGGCUACAGCUGGACCCUCCCAUUCCUCCCCUCCCUCCCCAUCCGCAACAACCGCGUCCCCGGUCUAUACCAACAUAUCGUAUGGCAAAAAGAUCCAACCCUUCUCUUCGUCGGUGCAGUAGGCGCUGGUCUCACGUUCAAGAUCUUCGAGUGGCAAGCCGUCUACGCAGCUCGUAUUCUCGCAGGCCGAGCAACGGUACCUCCACAGGAGGAGAUGCAGAGGUGGGAGGAUGAGAGGAUACAGACACACGGUGAUGGACCAAAGUUCUCUGUCGUGUUUCCUGAUUUUGAGGAUUACUUUGAGGCGGUGAGGGAGUUGGCUGGUGAGGGUGAGCCGGGGGUGGGACGCAAGCUGCCCAAGUUCAAGAGGGAGUGGUUUAGGAAUUUUAUAGAGGGUACGGAGUUGAGGAAGGGAUUGUGGAGGAGGUGGAAUGCGAAGGCGAAGGCGGAUCUUGAGAAGGAUGGUGCCAAGGCGAGGUUGUAAAUGCGACUUGAGUCUUAGAAUAGAUAAUGCGUCUUGUUUAGAUUUAGACGCACAAAUAGAUUAGGGUAUAUAGACAUUGAGACGAAAGAACUGGAUUAUAGACUACAUCUGAACAUCAGGCUCAGGAUAGUUGUUGGGCUGUAUACAGUUUACAAGGCGGUGAUUCAAGGCUUUACAGAAGACUAGGUAUGCCUUUCGCCAUCAAUUCCCAUGGUUCAAGGUCAACGAUAAUAAUACUACAUAUCUUCUGGGUAGAAGAUAACUCUUACUAGUAUUGGAGCAUUGUAUGAUCAGAUCUCUUGGAUAGCGUGGUCUAUUUUAUGUUGUCCCUCCACGAGACACAUCACUUACCUCGACAUUUCAAGGUUAGAAUAGGACGAGUUUUCAUAUAGUAAAGGCG
Molecule: messenger RNA, 2107 nt
Organism: Fusarium redolens
Lineage: Eukaryota; Fungi; Ascomycota; Sordariomycetes; Hypocreales; Nectriaceae
Exons: 3
Coding region: 268-1707 (479 amino acids)
Molecular function (GO): N,N-dimethylaniline monooxygenase activity; NADP binding; flavin adenine dinucleotide binding
Source: RefSeq, a predicted model, not a curated record